Messenger RNA from Eurytemora carolleeae, 8266 nucleotides. RefSeq lists its product as uncharacterized. NCBI's taxonomy places the organism in Eukaryota, Metazoa, Arthropoda, Copepoda, Calanoida, Temoridae. Gene Ontology annotation, molecular function: calcium ion binding. The transcript is spliced from 22 exons. Bases 126 to 7304 code for a protein of 2392 amino acids. The record is from RefSeq and is a predicted model, not a curated record.
UUGGUGCUCAGAGAGAGGAGAUAGUGGUGCGCGCACAUAAGAAUUGAAAUACAUGUGUGCUCCAGUAUGUGAAAUGGCUGAAAAAUAGUGUACACCGGCCGACGAUAUUUUCCGGUUUUUCCAAAAUGCUCCGCCCUCAAUUGAAAUGUUUGUUGGUCGCGCUUCUAGCUCAAGUAAUUUUCGGAACACGUAUACAGCCCCAGCGACUACCAGACGGACCAUCAAAUGGAUAUUACAGCACAAAAUUGGUCUCAGGAGUUCCGAUAAUUGUUGCAGAUGAGAAAGCUGGUCGGAAUGAAGAUUAUCCCCUGACUCUGGCUCCUAGUAUUGUAUCAAAUGGUUUUGCAAUCAAACCAACGAAGAGUUCAACGGCUGGACCAGGAGGCAUCACAAAAACUGAAUUUUCUACGUUCACGUACUUCAUCACCUCGUUGUCCAGUGGAACCACCGUCACCUCCACAGACACCGUCAUCUCCUCUAACAUAGUGGUGGUGGACCCAUCCGUCAAACCCACCCCCGCCUUAACCCUAGAUGCAUCCCUCUCAGUUCAGGCCACCCCUGCCUUAACCCUUAAUGAUCAGAUUUCUUCCCUCAACUCUGAGAACACAGAUGGAUUGAAGUUACUCGCCACCAGAACUUAUUUUACCACCUCCACCUACUAUACCACAUUAAUUGAAAAGUCCUCUACCAUUACUAAGACCCGGAGUAGUAUCCGUUCAAGGAUUGUGACAGAUACAUACAGUGGAGGACAGUUUGACUAUAUUCCAGCUCCUAUACAGUCAACAAUAGUUCCCUUGAUUGAGCAGGACCCGGAGGAGAAGUAUCUGUCUGUUGGACCGAAUAUUUAUGGUUUGGUCAAGACUUUUUAUGCUACUUAUACUUACUAUACAACCAACCCACAAGGGUUAUCUGAUCAGAGUUUGGAGGUAAUUACUCAAGUUUCAACAUCGUUCUUCAGCACUUCACAACUUCCCAGUUCUAUAGUUGUCUCGAUGCCAAGUAAAGAAAUAGUUCCUACAGCUUCCUUACAACUUGACAAGGACUCAUUGCUAAGCAUAAAACAGUCCUUUAUCUUGGAGCAAGGUCAGAUCAGUGGGGACAUACAACCCUCACUGACAGUUUCAGAUGUUACCCAAACACAAUUAGCAGAAGAUGGAUUGUCAAGUCAGGUAUCUGUAUCCUCUUCCUCUCUGCUCCUUCUCCAAACUUCAUCACCAGAGCAAAGUCUUUUAGACAAUCUACCAGAAACUGAUAUAUCUAUACCAGUAUCUUCUGCUCCUAUAACCAGACCACCAGUAACAGUAGAAUUAUCUGAAUCUGUUAAACCAUCUAAACCACUAGAUGUUGAUGAUGUAACUUCUACCUCUGCUGUUAUCAGUGUAGAAACAGAAGAAGAAGUAACAACAGAACCUACUACCAACGCCCCUGAGGAAUCCAAUGUGUUUACAAAUGGGCUUUUAGGUGCUGUUGUUGGUGGAAUCUCAAGUGCUUUCACCCCACAAAACAACAAUGGAGCCAAUGUUGACUUAGGUCCAGUUCUGGAUGCUGUUGCAACCCUAUUAAGGGGCCCAAUUAGAAGUGCAAUUGCAAAUCGUAGAAACACAGCCUAUGCCAAUGAUAGGAGCUCUGAUGAAUCAACUACCGUGACUCCAACUAAAGUACUAAGUAUACCUAAGAUUGCCAGAGUACAUAACACUGAAACUCCUAAUCUUAUUCCAGUGGGAGGAGCAGUUAAUUCAAGAUAUAUUAGUCAAACAGGAUAUGAUUUCAUUCCAUUGAAUGGAGCUCAACCCUAUUCAGGACAGGCCCUUCCUCGUUUUGACGUUUCUUCAGAGAUUGAAGCUGAUGAUAAUUAUAGGAGACAAAAUCCGCCUCAGCACAUAAUUCAAGAAGACAAUCCUCAAUACAUUGAUGUUCUCAACAAAUAUGAGCACAGCUACCUCUCUAAUAAACACCAAAAAGAUUCUUUGAAGAUAAAAAUAGUUCCAGGACGAGAAGUGAAUCAAUAUCAAUACCAAACAAACCCUAGUUCAAACUAUCAACCCUCGACAAUACAAAAACCACCUCCACCGAGACCUCAGGGAGAACCUCAUCAGCAUAGAUCCCAUGGACCUCCACAGAAUGCAAGACUGCCUUCUCCUCAGGGUGGAGGUCAACCUCCCCCUCAGAGCGGAGGUCAUCCUCCCUCUCAGAGUGAAGGUCAUCCUCCCCCUAAGGGUGGAGGUCAUCCUACAUCUAAGGUUGGAGGUACUUCUUCCCAAAAACUUGGAGGUCAUCCUCCUCAACAUAGUGGAAGGCCUCCACCCUCUCAGGGCAAACCACCUCCUCCAUGGCAACAAAUUCCUCGACCCAACCAUCCUCCCCCACGCCAUAAUAAUGUGUACAGUGGACUUGUGAACCCUGGACCUAACACUAACUCCCAAUUGAAUAUUCUUUCUCAGAAUAAUCGUAAUAUCAAUGUUCAUUCAAAUGCACAAGGCCUGCAACCCAACAAUGCACCUCUCACAUCCUAUGUACCCUUAGCACCUAAGUCAAGGCCUUCUCCUCCACCUCAGCCAUCUAACAUUUCUCCAUCUACUAAUACUUAUGUACCUCCACCAGCUCCAAUAAAUCAAUAUUCUCAUCGCCCUACCAAUUCUCCAUCCAAGAAAUACAACAAUAAUCCUUCAAAUCCUUAUCAGUUUAAUCCCAAUCAGAAAUAUGAGGAUUCCAGCACUGCUGUCAGUGAAAACAGGGAUGUUAUUACUCCAUUUAACCAAGGAAUUAAUCCUGCUACAAGAAUCAGCUAUGAUACAAAUAAUAGACAGAACUUGGGCCAGAAGGAUAAAUUUGCUGAAAGUGAGAUUAAUGCUGGUGGAGUUAUAUCCUACACUAAUGCGUACAACCCUUCCACCAGACCCCCAGUAAAUGAAUAUAAAGAGACUGACACUUCUCCCAAUAUUCCCCCUUCUACAGCCAAUCUAGAUCCAAGAACAUCAUCAAAAAUAUCAAAAAAUAGGAAAGAUGAGGAACUUCAGAAGCCUGUGACAAGUGAGAAGAAUUAUGUUGCAGGAUUCCUUCCAAACCAACCUAUCUCUAACCAAUACAGGCCAACCCAGACACAAGGCUCAGCAAAAGUUCAAGGAUAUGGAAAUACAGAUCAGAAAUCUCAAACCAAUAUUGGGCAUAAUACUGCUCACUCAGAGAAUACAAAUAUUCAAGAUGUGCGUGAGAAACGUAAGGAAGAUUCAUCUAAGGCAGGAGUUGACAUAGUAAAUCUAGAUUCUUAUGAAGAAUCUACGCAUGUAUACAGUGAGUUGGAACCAAGUUUUACUGUUUCAUCUAGCCUUGUUCUUGGUUCCAAUCCUGCAUCCCAUCCAACCUUUACAAGUGUCAGCUCAUCUAAGAACAACUAUGAUUAUGAGGGUUGGUUAACAGAUGGAGACCCUCUGAAAAAUCUUCCUCCACUACGACCAACAACUACACUUGACAUUACAGCUGUGGAGCAUGAAGCUCCAAAAACUGUUACUUAUUCUAAUGAAUGGCAAACACCUUUAGAUUUACCAACAGCAUCAUUUGAGCCUCAAAAUCCUCCUCCGCCUAACUCUAACUUUGAAAGGGAAUGGACAGCCUUUGAAAAGAAUGCUAAUCCAAACACUUCAGUUCUCAGACCUACUAAAUCUUUGUCUCUGACUGUUACAGACAAGGAAGCUCCUAAAACUGUUACUUAUGCUAGUGAAUGGUUUGCAAACACACUAAAACCUUCCCAAGUUACCAAGCAAUACAGUCAGAUAACCCGUAGACCAGAUCUAGGAGAUGCAAGGAUUGAGGUUGUCAGCCCAUAUGAUGAUGAAUUUCCAUCUAACAGAUUCAGAUCAUCAACCCAAAAGUCUAUAAACAAAAAUACAACACCCAGAGCUACAACACCCAACUACAGAAGCCAAGAAAGAGAAAAGCCCAGACGUCCGCUUGAUCAACAGAAAACAUACAAUAGAGGGCAGCAGCAGUAUGGUAAAAAAGAUAAAUACCCACAAAACUCUAAAGAUCAGUCUGGUUUUACUCAGCAACAGUCAACUACACCCCAACAACGACCAGAAUAUACUUUGCCACAGGACCAACAACCUCAACAACAAACUGGGUACUCUGAACUACAACAGCACCAACAAGAUCUUCAACAGCAACCAGGACCAGGGUAUCUUUCACAAAAUCAAGGACAAUUUCAAGAACAGUCUGGGUACCCUGUACAACAACCAGAUAAUCCACUUCAGCAACUAAGCCCUGAUCUAUUAUCAAAUGAAUCAGUAGAUUUAAAUGAACCAAAUCCUACUCUACAAACAUAUUUAACUUCAACCUUAAAUCCUUCUGUUGACAAUGAAAAUGUCAGAAACCCAUCAAGGUCAACAACUUCAAACAUACCUAAGGAUAGUCAGGUUUAUGACCCGUAUGAGGAAUACCAAGCAAACUACCCUGUCUAUGAUAAUUUUGAUUAUGUGGAAACCACAGGAACCUCUAGUUCAAAUACAGUGUUCAACUUUGAGCCAACAAAACCCAGUUGGAAUCAAGAAGCAGAAGGCCUUGACAGUGCUAUCAAAGUGACUCCAGAUGGGUAUGUUGGAUACAAGAAGAUAAAUAAUUACCCUACAUCUCCUGCUAAUUAUCCUACAGAUCUGAUAAAUGAAGCUUCGACUGAAUCAGUUCAGAAGAUCGUUAAAGUUGAAACCAUAUCUGAUGGAUACAAUGGGUUUAUUGAAAGGGUAACAUCGAGACCAGUUAGACCCAACCAAGACUCAUAUUUGGACACUCAGUCACUGUCAAACAAUCAAGAUUCACCAGGAACUUUUCAAGAGCCUUUUGAGAAUUCUUCACCAACCAUAGACUGGGCAAACUCUGAUGUAAACAAGGAGGGCUCUAAAUACUUCACUGAAUUAAUUGAUCAGGGUAGAAAGGAGAACAAGAAGAGGAAAUAUGAUGCAACCAUUUUAAGAUCUUCUUCAGUAAGUAAUAAAGGAGAACCAACCUUUAUAAACAUUGGCAACAUUGCUUCCACAAAUGCUUUUGAGUCUCUUGUUACACCACCCAGUAAAACUACACCUGCUAUUGUGACCUUGCCAGAUCAAGAGGUUUCAGGAAACAUUAUUCAGCCUCAGAAAUCAACGCAAGAGGCUGCUCAGGUUGGCAGAGCUAGAAAUAGUACAUAUUUCAAUGUAGGAUUGGCAAAUGGGUUGUCUUUAGAUAGAGAUUCUAAUAAGAAUAAGGAUAUAGAUCCUUACAGGAACAAGGAUGAGUCAUUGGAUAAGAAUAAAGAAGAUGGAAUAGAUUCUGAGGGGAACCCUGAUACUGGAAGUAGAAGGGUUCAGGAAUCCGACAUUGAGGGAAACCUAGAUGUAAUCAAUGGUGAGAAUAAUGAUUAUAAAGACAAAGAAGAUAAAAAGAAUGAGGGCAGGGGUUCAGUUCAAAAUUUAAAUGAAGUUGCUCUCCCGGAUGGUUUGAUCCGGAACCCUGAUGUCAAGAUCAGAAAACCGGAUGGGGAGAGUGGCAGGAGUGAAGAUAGGACUAGACUCCUUGAGAAUAAGAAGGAUGAAGAGAUAUCACAGAACGAAGUAUUGAAUAACAACUUGGAGGCAGCAAUAGUAGAACAGAUCCCUGGAAAUGCUCUAUCUGCUGAUGAAUCUGACCCGACAACGAAAUGCCAGAAAAGCUGUGGAGAGAAUGAAGUUUGUCACAUAAGUGAGGAUACGGGUAUAGAGUGUAAGUGCCGACCCGGCUUCGGUAGAAGGUCGAAUCUACCCGACGCAACCUGUGAAAAGUCCCAGAUGUACCAGAUCGAGGUGUUCACCACCUCUGAGAGCCAGGAGACGAGGAUAGUGAGGUUCAACCCGAGGUUGGUUCAGCAGGCCGUAGACACCAGUUUCGAGAACAAGAUCAAGGAUAUAUUUCAAGGAUCGGAGAUCACCAGUAUUAAGGUGAGCAACACCACCAAGAGGAACUACCCCCUCGGCACCAACAACACCAACGACAGGGACGCCAAGGACAACAUGGAGAUCAAGAUGCUCAUAAAGAUUAAUGAUGAGUCUACGACCAGGAACGCUACAGAGGAACGUUUAAGAUCUCUUCUUGAACCCAGCAUAAAAAGUACCAAGUUCCCCCUGGGAACCGAGGUGAAAGUGUCCAGGGUGAGUAUCGAGGACUACGAUGAAUGCGAGACCGAGGAGUACAACGAUUGCAGUCCCUUCGCUACAUGUACAAAUACAAAGGGUUCCUACAAUUGUGAAUGUCGAUCUGGAUUCCUGGAUCUCUCAUCAACAGGGUUGACCGGACGAGUUUGCACGAGCGCAAGCACGGAAUGUGAUCUUUGCAACAAGAACGGACAAUGCGUCCUGGAGAAGGAACAGGUAUCCUGUGCAUGUAAGCCCUGGUUCGCUGGUAAGAACUGUCAGAUUAAUCUUAAACUCCUCCUGAUUGUCGGAGCAGUCUCCGCCACCCUCAUGAUGCUGAUCGCCUGCGGGGUCUCCUGCUUCUGCUGUAAGGAUCGCAGGAAGAGAAAUAUUCCAAUGCCCUAUGGAGUGAGUAUGGCCCGUCUACCUCCGAAUAUGAGGCAUAAUUUGAUUAUGGAUCAUGGCACUGUAAAGUCAGGGAUGUCGAGCCGUACACGACAACAGAGGCAACCCAGUUCUCUUCAAUCCAAUCAAUCAAUGCGGAGCUCUUCCCACCCCUGGCAAGACCAUUUUGGGUCUACUGGAUCUCGAGGGAGCCACGCCCCCAGCCUCCACCCCGCCCCUCUGACCAGCCGACCUGCUAAACCAUCUCUAGCCAUCCCUAGAGCUAAGGUUGGUCCGACCCGGAGUUCAGGGUUCAGUGAUGACGAAAGGGAAAGAUUCAGCACUCCCACCACAGAGAAAAAUCGUGCAAUCUCCGAGGUUGCUUCUUUGGCAUCCCGCCACCGCCGCCCGUCCGUACCAUCCUUUGCCGGUGGCUUCAGAGGCAAACGCGGCGGUUCCGUGGACCCGCUCCUGGAGGGGUUCCAGUCCGAUGGCGGUGAGUCCGUGGGGACCUUCCAUAGGUCCGUAUCUCGAGGGGACCUGGACAUGGUGGAGAGAGCAGACACACACUCUGUCUCACGGUCAUACAAUGAGACUAUUAUUAGACCUGUUACCCGUAAACUCCAUACCCCUGCUGGUACCUCCUACAGGAGUAAUAGGUCAAACAGGACCUCAGAGGAGGGUCGGACCAUGGCGGAUAGGGACGGUGGUUCUUCGUUUGUAGUUUCCCCUCAUCAACAGCUGUAUAGGCUUCAGGAUAGCGAUGGAUCCUUCGAAUCACUGUAAUCCUUGAAAUCUUCAAAUUUCUAGAAAAAACAAUUUCUAAAAACUUUUUGUUUGCUCCUUUUUCAAGUAGAGCUUUAUAUCUGGUUAUAAUAAUACUCAUGUUAUCCAACGCGUGCACCAUCAGAGCUAACAAGCUUCUUCCUUUCGAAUAGAUGAAAAUUUACUUCCUAUAGUCCGAUCACUUCCGAAUAGUUUCGAUCAUUUCCGAUUAUUAUUGAUCUAUAAUAAUUAGUUCCGAUUGCAAAACAUGUUUAAAAAUCGCAACUCUGCAGUAACAGCUCAAUGGUCUUCCUAGUAAUCUGCGAAAAAAAAAUUCUUCCAUUUUGCAAUUUUUUGUUGAAUCAAGAAUCUCAAACUUUCCAUUUUGUAUUUUUUGUUGAAUCAAAAAUCUCAAAGCUUUCCAUUUUGUAUUUUUGUUGAAUCAAGAAUCUCAAAAAUUGUUUUGAAUCUCAUUUUUGUGAGAAACGUGUUUCCAAUUAAACUGAUGAAUAAAUUGUUAAAAACGAGAUUGUCAGUCGAAAUCAUUUCAACAAUUUAACUGGUUGUUAUUAAUCUAUUUUUAAUAUAUAAUGUUAUGAAUAAGAUGUUUAUGAUUUGUUACUUUAUAGUUUUUAUAGUCAUUUUAUUGAUGUUAGUCAUUCAAAUACAUUUUUUUUGUUAUUUUUAUCACAAUUUAGUCACAAAACUAGUUAAAUCUGAAAUACUCAUAAUUACAAAAUUACUUUUUUCCUUUAAUUUCUUUUAACUUUCUGUUACAUUGUACAAACAGUCAAAAGACAAAAAUAUGAAUAAAAAAUAAAAAUGAAAAUUUUGAAUUUUUCAAGACUUCCUUUAAAAUAAAAAAAUUCUCUUGUUCAGUUUUUACUUACUAAUUAUUUGAUAUAUGACCAAAGGAUUUUUUUAAAAUUUGAUUUCUCCUUUUUUCUACAUUGUGAUUUAUAAAACCUAUAGUGUGAUAACCU